AUGGAGGUUCUAUUUUUCCAGAAACCGUCUGGCUGCAUUGUAGCACCUUUGUUGGCUCUAGAUGAGGUUGUAUCUCUUCUGAAAGGACAGGUGUGGAAUCUGGGGUUGUCCUGGUCUCAUAGCUUCUGUGAAUCAUCACUUAGAAUCUAUGCUCAGGAGAGCCAUUAUCCAGCCUCUGCUCAUAAGUCAGAUGCACCCUUCUUGAAGCAAGAUGCCUCCGCAACAUCAUAUGUGGUUUCUUUUCUUUCUAGGAUGCAUACAAAGAAAGAAUAUAUUCUACAGAACAGCACAACACCAACUAAAUUCAUCCUCGUGGGUCUUUCUGAUGAGCCCCACUUACAAAGCAUAUUCUUCUCCAGUUUUUUGGGAAUCUAUGUUAUCACUUUGAGUGGAAACCUUCUAAUUAUCCUCCUUACAUUAGCUGACCCAACCCUACACACACCCAUGUAUUUUUUUCUAAGAAAUCUAGCCUUCCUUGAGAUUUGUUUUACAUCAGUCACUAUCCCCAAGAUGCUUGACAAUCUCUAUUCUGGGAAUAAAUCCAUCUCCUUUAUGGGCUGUGCUCUGCAGACCUAUUUUUCAUUCUUUCUUGGUGGAACAGAAUGUUUCCUUUUGGCCUCAAUGGCCUAUGAUCGUUAUGUGGCCAUCUGUAAGCCUCUGCAUUACCCUGUCCUGAUGGGUCAAAGAGUUUAUGCCAGUUUAGCUCUAGCCUCUUGGUUAAAUGGGUUUUUCAUGUCUUUUGUUCUCACUAGUAUGGUGUUCAGAAUGCCCUUCUGUGGUUCCAAUGUCAUCAACCACUUCUUUUGUGACAUCCCCCCUUUACUAAAACUGGCUUGUGGGAACAUUUCUAUGACUGAAAUAGCUGUUUUUGUGGUGGCAGUUCUUUAUGUUACUUUGCCUUUUAUUCUGAUCUUAAUAUCUUAUUCUGGGAUCAUUGUUGCCAUUUUGAAGAUUUCUUCCUCUGAGGGCCGGAAGAAGACUUUCUCUACUUGCUCCUCACAUCUCAUUGUUGUGACCUUAUUCUUUGGUUCUAGU
Molecule: messenger RNA, 1035 nt
Organism: Python bivittatus (Burmese python)
Lineage: Eukaryota; Metazoa; Chordata; Lepidosauria; Squamata; Pythonidae
Source: RefSeq, a predicted model, not a curated record